AUGUCUGGUUUAGGAGGCGACUUCGCUGCCCAAUUUUCCCGUGAAACAUGGGCUCUAUACGCUGUCGGCGUACUGGGCGCCGUUUUGCGAUUCACGGCCCGUAUUCGACGCCUUGGAAUCCGGAAUCUUCAAUCCGAUGAUUAUCUCAUGUUUUUUGCGGUGAUCUGGUAUACACUGUUAUGCGUCGCUCUAAACCAGGUCGCUUCUGGUGGAGGGUCCAAUCUCAUGACCCCCGAGGAUGAAGAGAACUUGACCCCCAAAACUUACAACGAGCGAGUCAGGGGCAGCAAAUGGGUCUUUGUGUCAGAACAUUCAUUCGUUCUCUGUAUCUGGGCUCUGAAAGCAUGCAUGCUAGUGAUCUAUGCCCGCAUCACCGAGGGACUCAAGCAGAGACGCUGGAUUAACUAUAUUGCCAUUUACGUUGCUCUUGGCUUUGUCGCAACAGAGCUAUCACUUUUCCUCAUCUGUCGCCCAUUGACAAACUAUUGGGCUGUCCCAACACCAAACACUCAAUGCUCGUCUUACCAGUACUACGAAAUCGUUCAAGGCUGCAUCUCCAUAUCCGCCGAUAUCUUCAUGCUUCUCAUCGCCAUCCCACUCCUAGUGCAAGUCCGUGUCCCGCUCAAGCAAAAGAUGAUCCUGCUACUGCUCUUCGGCAUGGGAAUCUUCGUCAUUGUUGCCGCUGUCCUGAACAAGGUGUACUGUCUCGUCCCUUCCUUGAUUUCCUACGUGUACAUGAACUGGUACUUCCGCGAAGCAACCGUCGCAAUCCUGGUUACCAACCUUCCACUCAUCUGGUCUCUACUCCGCGAUGUCUUCCCCGCCCUCAAGAGCUGGACCGGCGGCUCCAAGCGCGGAACCGACCGCUACAAGUCCGGUCCCUGGACCAGCAAAGGUGGCUCCAAUCUCCCGCCUUACGGCCCAUCCAGCCAUCUGCGCUCAGGCGACUUCAGCAUGCAGGACUUCCAGCGCUCCGCCACCAUUACCCCGCAGAAGGCGACGGUAUCGGAUGUCAGCCUGCCGCCCAGCGAAGAACGCGCUCCCAGCAGCGACGAUGGAUCCGCGCGCGCCCUCCGCAUUCGCCAAGAUAUCACCGUCACGGUGGAACAUGAUCAGCGACCAGAUAACUAUGAGUCGCAUUCCACGCAUGUUCGCCCGCGCGAGGAUGUCUAA
Messenger RNA from Penicillium soppii, 1173 nucleotides. RefSeq lists its product as uncharacterized. The transcript is spliced from 3 exons. NCBI's taxonomy places the organism in Eukaryota, Fungi, Ascomycota, Eurotiomycetes, Eurotiales, Aspergillaceae. Bases 1 to 1173 code for a protein of 390 amino acids. The record is from RefSeq and is a predicted model, not a curated record.